UCUAUCAAAUGACAAUGUGUUUCUCCUCUACACUUUCACUACUCACUACUCUAGCGUUUGCUUCUCUUCUUUUUACUACAUGUUCUUCCUUAGAUAGUCUCAAUGAUAAAGAAGCUUUGCUCUCAUUUAGGUCUAUGAUAACUAGUGAUCCCACCAACACCCUCUCUUCAUGGAACAACACCUCCCCUAUUUGCCGAUGGGCCGGGGUUCGAUGUGACCGCCGCGAUCGAGUGUCCACUUUGGAUCUGCAUGGCCUCGAGCUAACCGGUUCGAUCAGCCCACACAUCGCCAAUCUAUCCUCUCUCAGGUUUCUCUAUCUGCAGGACAACCACUUCACCGGUCCGAUCCCGGGCCAAAUCGGCUCUCUAACUCGGUUGCGGGUGUUGAACUCGAGCUCGAACCACCUCCAAGGUACGAUCCCUCCGAACUUAUCCGCCUGCGUGAAUCUUAAAGCUGUCGAUCUAUCGGUGAAUACGAUAUCCGGUACGAUACCGACAACACUAUGGAUGCUCUCGAAGCUCCAAGUGCUGAAUCUAGCUCAAAACCAGCUCACCGGACCGAUCCCGACAUCCAUCGGAAACUUGUCAUCUCUCAACACACUGAAUCUCGGUACCAAUACUCUUAGCGGCCCGAUUCCCCGCGAGUUAGGCCAUCUAAAAACAUUACAACAACUACAACUAUCGAUAAACAAUCUCACCGGUACCGUUCCACCGUCCUUAUACAAUCUCUCGUCACUCGUCUCGUUCGCUUUGGCAUCAAAUGACUUGUACGGCGAAGUCCCGAGCGACAUCGGCUUUCGGCUCCCCAAACUAUUAGCCUUCCACAACUGCUUUAAUCAGUUCACCGGUACAAUCCCACCUUCGCUUCACAAUCUAACAAAGAUCAAAAGCAUAAGAAUGUCACACAACUAUCUCGUCGGGUCGGUCCCGCCCGGACUAGACAAGCUUCAUGAUCUAACCAUGUACAACAUCGGAUUCAAUCGAAUAGUCGAUACACUAGAUUUCGUCGCCUCCUUAACCAAUAGCACGGUGCUUCGAUACCUCGCUAUUGACGAAAAUCUUUUGAGUGGUACAAUCCCCGAGUCCAUCGGAGACCUCUCGGCUGGCCUCUCAAAAUUGUACAUGGGAGGAAACCGAAUAAGCGGAAAAAUUCCAGCUUCAAUAGGCCGGCUUACUAGUCUGACCUUGCUAAACAUGAGCCACAACUUGAUUUCGGGCGAAAUUCCGCCAGAAAUAGGGCAGCUCAAGCAGCUGAGGAUGUUGGGCUUGGCCGGAAACCGACUUUCCGGGGAAAUUCCUGCUUCUCUCGGAAACCUGAGCUUGAUAACUCAACUCGAAAUGUACGAAAAUGAACUUGUGGGCCGGAUUCCGGAUUCGUUUAGCGAGUUCCAACUGCUGCUAUCUUUGGAUCUAUCAAGCAACCACCUCGAAGAGGCAAUACCCAACGGCGUCUUUACUCUCACAAGCCUCACCUCUCUUCUUAACCUCUCGCAUAACUCGUUGACCGGGCAUUUGCCGCAAGAUAUUGGGAUGUUGGGGAAUCUCAUUGUGCUCGAUCUCUCGAACAAUUUGCUGUCCGGAAACAUUACGGAUUCCGUGGGGCAAUGCAAGAGCCUGCAAGUUCUGUCCAUGUCGAAUAACUCGCUAUUGGGGUUAAUCCCUAACUCACUAGGAAACCUGAAAGGGUUGCAGAGUUUAGAUCUCUCCUCCAAUAGGCUUGUUGGUUCGAUUCCGCAAAGUCUCGAGAAGCUUCAAGCGCUUCAGCUUUUGAACCUCUCCUUCAACGAUCUUGACGGAAAUGUACCAAAAGAAGGCGUUUUUCGAAACCGCUCCGCUGUUUAUCUUGAAGACAAUCCUAAUCUUUGCUUCGGCCUCUCUUCAUGUGAUGGCUUCUCUCCCUCUCAUCGAAGAAAGAUGGCGGUGCACACCGUCGUCAUCAUAACAUUAGCCUUAUUCUUGUCGUGUCUUUUAAUAGCCGGUGUUGGUUUGAUCCUAUUCCUGAAAAGGAGAGUGAGAGAGAAAAAGGUCGCUGAUGUGGCGAGCGCGAUGAAAGGGCAGCAUAGAAUGGUUUCAUACGCAGAGCUCUACAAAGCAACCGAAGGCUUUGAUCCUAACAAUUGCGUUGGCGCCGGUAGCUUCGGUUCGGUGUACAAAGGAAUAUUGAGAGAUGGCAUGGAAGUAGCCAUCAAAGUUCUGAAUCUCGCGACCAGCGGGGCUUCAAAGAGCUUCGUAGCCGAAUGCGAGGCUCUGAGAAAUGUCAGGCACCGCAAUCUAGUGAAGCUGGUCACACUGUGCUCGAGCUUGGACUUCGCCAACAAUGAUUUCCGAGCAUUGGUGUAUGAGUUCAUGAGCAACGGGAGUUUGGAGGACUGGAUCAGAGGGAGGAAGAGGCGCGAAGACGGCGCGGGGCUGAGUGUGGUGGCGAGGUUGGAGAUCGCGAUAGACGUGGCGGGCGCGGUGGAUUACCUGCACAGUGAUUGCGAGCCGUCGGUGGUGCACUGUGAUCUGAAGCCGAGCAAUGUGUUGCUGGACGCGGGAAUGUGCGCGAAGGUCGCGGAUUUUGGAUUGGCUAGGUUGCUACUUAACGAGGCUAGUGUACAGGAUUCUGUAACUAGUACUCAGAGGAUCAAAGGCUCAAUAGGUUACAUACCACCAGAGUAUGGAUUUGGCGGGAAACCGUCAACCCAAGGAGAUGUUUACAGCUACGGAGUGAUGCUACUGGAGUUAGUGACCGGGAAGAGCCCGACUGACGAGAGCUUUGUCGGGGGCCUGAGUUUAGAGAAAUGGGUCCGAGCCGCAUUCCCCAAUCGAACCUCAGAGGUCAUCGACACUGAACUCGACGUCACAAACGUAAUAAGAUCUGGAGCCUGCACCAUAAGCCCAGAGAAACAGCUUAUGUGCUUGGUCUCAAUGAUUCAGAUUGCGUUGUGUUGCGUCCUCGAAUCGCCGGAAACUCGCAGUAGCAUGCGUGAUGUGCUGCAUCACUUGGAGUCCAUCAAAGAAGCUCUAGUGAAGAAGCCUCAGAUUGUAGUUUAGGAACAAAUCUAUAUAUUGGUGCUUAGAUGCACAACAAAUGUGUUAUAUAAAUCUCACUCCCUCAUACAUUUCAAUAGUUUCACACAGUAUAAUGAUGGUGUAAAAGUUAAUUGUAAUAACUAAUUUAAGCUUAAACAUUUUGAACCAUACAAUUAGUUCUGUUUGCUUGACGUCAAAAUAUAUAAUAGUUUAGGACCCGCGUUUCUCG
Messenger RNA from Ananas comosus (pineapple), 3243 nucleotides. RefSeq names its product putative receptor-like protein kinase At3g47110. The coding region runs from base 9 to 3035 and encodes 1008 amino acids. Gene Ontology annotation, biological process: protein phosphorylation. The transcript is spliced from 2 exons. Lineage: Eukaryota; Viridiplantae; Streptophyta; Magnoliopsida; Poales; Bromeliaceae. Gene Ontology annotation, molecular function: protein kinase activity; ATP binding; protein binding. The record is from RefSeq and is a predicted model, not a curated record.